Dissoconium aciculare CBS 342.82 is the source of this 1878-nucleotide messenger RNA. RefSeq names its product alpha/beta-hydrolase. The transcript has 2 exons. The coding region runs from base 1 to 1878 and encodes 625 amino acids. Lineage: Eukaryota; Fungi; Ascomycota; Dothideomycetes; Mycosphaerellales; Dissoconiaceae. The record is from RefSeq and is a predicted model, not a curated record.
AUGUUUCUCAAAAGUCUGCUUGCGAUCCUUGCAUUACGCACAUCAAGUGCAACUGCCUUAGUGAACUUCACUUCCAUUCGGUCGAACUUCAACUGGACAAGUAUCACUCCGUCGCAGGACCUCCGUUACCAUGAUUGCGGAGGCGGUUUCCAGUGCGCUCGUCUUGAGCUCCCUCUCGAUUGGAAUGCUACGGUUGGUUCCGCCACGUAUGGUGAGAAAUAUGCCAUGGCCCUUGUGAAAUUACCCGCGCAGAUACCCAUCACAGAUCCACGAUACGGUGGAGCUGUGCUUAUCAACCCGGGAGGACCAGGAGCGUCUGGUACGCAAUUGGCUGAAACUGCUGGCUCUUCGCUGCAGGGAAUCCUUGAUGCAGCCUACGCUUACAACAGCGAGACUUACGUCUCGCCACACCCAGACGCGCGUUACUUUGACAUUGUUGGCUUCGAUCCUCGUGCCGUUGGCCAAAGUACUCCUUACUUCGCUUGUCCUCUGGAUCCUGUAGAGGUUUACAAUCUCAACCUGCAGUACUGGGCUCAGUCCCUGGAUUGGGAAGACAAAUCGAAUUUUGAUCUGCUGUAUUCUCAGAACGCUGCAUGGCCCCGAGGGUGCGUCUGGGAUCCUGCAAAAAACCCCAGUGGUUCCAAGAUCGCGAAUUUCUCCAGCACAGCUAUGACCGCUCGCGAUCUCGUCGAGUUUGCAGAGCGACACGGUCAGUGGCGUGAGAAGCAAAUCGCGAACCUCACCAAUUUGGAGCAGGCGACGAGUCAACGUCUUAGAUGGAGGCACGGCGAAGAAGCAAUCAACUAUCUCGGUUACUCAUACGGCACACUCCUAGGCGCCACACUUGCCGCUAUGCAGCCUCACAGAGUGUCACGAUUUCUGCUCACCGGCGUAACCCAAGCCGAAGAGUACUUCCAGGGUCUGACUACCUCAGAUUUGGAUGAUGGAGAUCGCAUCGUCAACAAGUUCUUCGAGUAUUGCGCUCUUGCUGGUCCGGAACGCUGCCCCUUGUGGGCCGGCAACCGUACCAGUGACACCGCGGCCUACUUCAAGCGCAUUGUCGAGGAUGUACGCAGCAAUCCAAUCAUCGUAGCAGGCAGUGCCGAUAUCCAGGCAAAUGUGAUCACUGUAACGGACAUCAAUCUAAUUCUUAGUGAGCUCUCAUCGACGCCUCUUAAGCUCUUUCCGCUUAUCGCAUCACUCAUCGCUCCUCUUGCCUCGCGAAACGGCACUGCCAUAGCUGAAUUCAAGCAACAAUUAAUAAAUGUUGAUGUUGGCCGACUGCCGUUAUCAUUGAAUCCCGAAGAUCCUUCGACGGCAACUCUCUUCACAUAUGCAGGUAUUAUGGACAGGCUUUCGGGCAAUGCCAUCGAGGGCGGGGAUACGGCAAGACGCUACUCCAAGGCCGAAUUUGUGCAAGAAUUCUGGGCCCCGUUGCGGAAGACGACAAAAUAUCUUGCGGAUGCUUAUGCCACGAUCUAUCUCUAUGUUGCUGUGUGGCCAGUCCGUCCCAAGUGGACCUUUGGGAAUUACCACGCGAUCGCUUCGAAUGUCACCGCCAACCCGAUCCUGUUUGCCAGUAGUGGAAUCGAUGGAGUCACCUCUCUCAAGUCUGCCAAAUUCAUGCACUCGCAAUUCAAGAAUUCCGGGCUUCUGAUUUCUGAUGGAGAGGGCCACACCAUCAUGUCAGAACCCAGCCUCUGUGUUGCAAGUGCAAUGAGGUUUUAUUUUCAGACCGGUAGAAUCCCAGAUACCAGCAAGCGCUGCCUACCUGUUGAGAGACCAUUUCUGGGCCGGAGCGGACCGAAUGUUGAGAUUUUGGGCAAUUUGAGUAGAGAAGAUCAAUUCCUCCUUGGAAAGGCCUCAUCAGCAAUAUAG